This is a messenger RNA of Lindgomyces ingoldianus, 2100 nucleotides long. RefSeq lists its product as uncharacterized. The transcript has a single exon. The record is from RefSeq and is a predicted model, not a curated record. Gene Ontology annotation, cellular component: membrane. Lineage: Eukaryota; Fungi; Ascomycota; Dothideomycetes; Pleosporales; Lindgomycetaceae. Gene Ontology annotation, molecular function: fluoride transmembrane transporter activity. The coding region runs from base 74 to 1894 and encodes 606 amino acids. Gene Ontology annotation, biological process: fluoride transmembrane transport.
GGCGCCUCAUGCCGUGCUCGAUAUCGCUAUAUAUGCCGUGUCUGCCCCCAGGCCAGCGCGAGGGCAGCCGGCUAUGGCAGACAGCGACGAUGGAUACCAGAGUCAGCGCGAAUCGCACUACAACCAGCAGCGCUCAUCCUUCCGCUCUGACAAAUCGGUUCAGAGCCCGUCCCGGCCACAGAGCGCGCAGUUGACGGACUAUGCGCUGCCCGAGAACUACGCCAAUCUGAACGAAGUCGCAGCCCCGCCGCCCGUUGAGAAUCCCGUCGACUCGGCUAUAUACAGACACCAGAGCCUGGAGGAUGCAGGUGCUGCGGGUGUUGUGGGGGCAGGCGGGAAGAGGAAGAAGAGCGGCAAGGGCGGGCGGGCAACUGCGACUACGACUGCAACGGCGACGGCGACGAGAGAGGACUACGCGAUGCCGGAUGCCUACGACAACCUAAACGAGGUCGCCAGCCCGUCGCCCAUCGAAAACCCCUGCGAGCGCAGCUUCUACUCCCACCACACCCUCGAGGAAGAGCGUGCACACUCACGGGGCUCGAGAGGAGAAAGGCGCGCCCAACAGCGCUCGCGGUCAUCGCACCACCCCAGCCCAUUGAGUCGUCGAGGCACCGAUUUCAGUGUCACAGCGCUUCCGCCUAUCCUCGACAAUGCAGGUGGCCAUCACCACCAGCCGAAAGAGUUAACAUCCUCAGACGAGUACAUCGCAUCGAAACCAACCCCCCGGCAACAGAGGGCCUCUCGAUUCGCGACGCAAUUGUACACCAUCUCGUACCUCAUCAUCUUCUCAAUCCUGGGUACCUUGGCUCGACUCGGCCUUCAAUGGCUGACCUUCUACCCCGGCGCCCCCGUGCUUUUCUCAGAGCUCUGGGCCAAUGUCACGGGCACUCUCUUCAUGGGCUUCCUCUCUGAAGACAGGCAGCUGUUCCGCGACGAGUGGGGUAAGGCCGCGUCAAAUUCGAUCCCGAGCCUAGCAGACGACGAGGAGAAGGCCAUAGACCUUGCAACAGCCAAAGCCUCUCACGCCAAGGUCAAAAAGACAAUCCCACUCUACAUUGGCCUUGCAACAGGCUUCUGCGGUUCCUUCACAUCAUUCUCAUCCUUCAUUCGCGACCUCUUCUUCGCUCUUUCAAACGACCUCCCUUCCCCAAUCAACCACCCCUAUCCUGCCGCAAACCCUAUUAGCACAACCUCAACCAUCCCUCGAAAUGGCGGAUACAGCUUCAUGGCCGUAUGCGCUGUCAUCAUCAUCACCGUUGCGCUCUGCUAUUCCGCCCUCAAAGUGGGCGCCCACCUCGCCAUCUACCUAGAGCCUCUGACUCCCAGACUCCCUUUUCCCCUUCUCCGGAAGAUCAUCGAUCGCACCACAGUAGUCAUAGCAUUCGGCACCUGGCUAGGCGCAGUCCUCAUGGCCAUCUGGCCUCCAGACCGCCCCGGCGGCCCAUCCAGUCACGGCUCUUGGGCUCGCGAAACCUGGCGUGGCCAAGCCGUUUCUGCUUGUGUCUUCGCGCCUGUGGGCUGUCUCCUGCGCUUCUACCUCUCUCUUCAACUCAACGGGCUUAUAUCUUCCUUCCCACUUGGCACCUUCUGUGUUAACAUCUUCGGCACUGCAGUUCUUGGCAUGGCCUUUGAUCUUCAGCACGUGCGGCUAGACAGUACGGGUCUGGCCGGUGGUGGGCGAGUAGGAUGCCAGGUUCUCCAGGGCAUAAUGGAUGGCUUUUGCGGCGCGUUGACCACGGUUAGCACGUGGAUUACUGAGCUAAAUGGCUUGAGGCGGGGUCAUAGUUACGUUUAUGGAACCGUGAGUGUGGUGAGCGGUCUGGGCAUCUUGGUCAUAGUCAUGGGUAGUGUAAGAUGGACCGUUGGUUGGACGGUGGUGGCUUCUGUCUCGUAGACAAGAUGUACCAUGGUGUCAGGACAUACGUGAGAGGAGGCUCUAGUUGUAUAAGUAUCGUUGCAUUGGAUUAUGAUAUAAUUGGCUUAGGUAAUGCUUGAAAAGGGAUGCAUCUGGCACGGAAAGGUGAGAUAAGAUUUCAGGUAGAAUAAUUGGUCCUGUCGCGGUGAGUCUAAUGACGAUACAUGAGAUACUGCCAAUGAAAG